CCCGGACGGCUCCGCCGCAGAGCGCUAGCUCUGGCGCUGUGUCGCUGCCUCUGGCCGCGGGCGGGGGAGCUGGCGCCGCCGCUUUAAAUAUGACAGCGAGGAGAAGUUUCCAGAAACUGCGGCAGCCCCUUGCCGGCUCCACGUGCGGCUUCCGCUUCCGCCUUCUCCGGCUUUCUCGAACAAUGCUAACCAAUGGCGGGCGGAGGAACGCAGUGACGUGUUUCGUUCUCAUGGCGACCCGGGACGCCGCGGAUUCUGCGCCGGCGGCGGCUGUCAGACUGGAAGGAAGCCGGCUGAACAGGAGGCUGUCGGGACCUGAAUUUUGUUUGGCUAUAAGUGUAGCUGCUGAAGAUGCAAAGGAACAGAUUGAGCAACUGGUAUCACAGGAGUCUGGAAAAAGUGGAGAAUCAAAUAAAAUAAACAUAGAAUUACAAGAAAUUGUAUUUGUCAUCCAGAGUCAAAGUAACUCUUUUCAUUCAAAAAGAGCAGAAGAUUUAGAGCGCAAUAUUUUAAAACAGGCUGAAGAGCUUGGAAAGGAAUUACCUAGAGUUCUGCUUAUUCAUCAGAUGGAUAGACAUGAUGGUGCAUGGACUAUACUACCAUUAAUGCAAGACUUCUCUGCUUCCUAUGGUAGAAACUCCUCAUGGAUUUUCUUCUGUGAAGAAGAUACAAGAAUACAAAUUGUUAAACUGCUGGAAACACUUAGAAGAUUUGACAAGUCUAAGGAAUGGUUCUUAGGAAAAGCAUUAUAUGAUGAAGAAUCUACAAUAAUACAUCAUUAUGCCUUUGCUGAAAAUCCUACAGUCUUUAAAUUUCCAGAUUUUGCUGCUGGCUGGGCACUUAGCAUUCCUCUUGUAAACAAGCUUGCAAACAGGCUGAAAAGUGAACCACUUAAGUCAGACUUUACAAUAGAUUUAAAACAUGAGAUUGCAUUAUAUAUUUGGAAGAAAGGCAAUGGACCGCAUCUUACUCCAGUGCCUGAGUUUUGUACGGAUGACUUGAACUCAUAUAAGGCUGUUCACUGUGCCACAAUGUUCAGUAACUUCCUACCAGUUUGCGGAGACCCAGUGAAGAAAGAGGAUAUCUUUGUUGCUGUAAAAACAUGCCGAAAAUUUCACAGAGACAGAAUACCGAUUGUAAAGCAGACCUGGGAAGGUGAGGCUGCCCUUGUUGAAUAUUAUAGUGAUUAUGCAGAGACCUCCAUUCCUACUAUAGAUUUAGGAGUACCUAAUACUGAAAGAGGUCAUUGCGGGAAGACUUUUGCCAUUUUGGAAAGAUUUUUGAAUCACAGUUCUUCCAAAACACCGUGGUUAGUCAUUGUGGAUGAUGACACCUUAAUAAGUAUCUUUAGGCUGCGGAAAUUACUCAGCUGCUAUGACCCAAAUGAACCAGUGUUUCUUGGAGAGCGUUAUGGCUAUGGAUUGGGAACAGGAGGAUAUAGUUAUAUCACUGGCGGAGGAGGGAUGGUUUUCAGCAGAGAAGCAAUCCAAAAACUACUUGCUAGUAAAUGCCAGUGUUACAGCAAUGAUGCUCCUGAUGAUAUGGUCCUUGGAAUGUGUUUCAGUGGUUUAGGAAUCCCCAUAACACACUGUCCACUUUUCCAUCAGGCAAGACCAAUGGACUAUCCAAAGGACUACCUUGCUCACCAAAUUCCAAUAUCAUUUCACAAGCAUUGGAACGUUGAUCCAGUCAAGGUGUAUUUCACAUGGCUGGCACCAAAGAUGGAAGAUUCAUUUACUGAAAAGAAACAGAGACGUAUUAGGGAAGAUUUAUAAUAUAUAAAAUAUUUUAAAUCUCAGUAAGGUACUGCGGAUUAGUGAGAGACAGGCUGUACUGUAGUUUUGGUGUUGUAUUGUACUACUUGUCUGCAUUAUUGCAUAGAACACUGAAUGUUUCAAUCCAGUAUGUGUUACACUUCUUAGAAAAGAAAGAGGGAACCAUCUUGAUUGUGUGUGUGGGGGGACGGUGGGUGGUUUGAGGAUUUAUUUUCGGAAAUACCUUGAAUCUUGUGACCAUUAUAUUUAACAUUUUAAAUGUCGUAUAUGGUAUUUUUGUACGUUCCCUUUUGGAAUUCUCUGUCAAACACCAGCAAUUCACAUUUCUCUUUUCCUCACUGUCUAGUAGUGGCCUAAGUUCCAUAUGUAGGGGCCUAAUUCUAAAAGGUACUGGAUACCUACACUUCCCAAUGACUUCAGAAGAACUUCUGGGUUCUUGAAAUCAGUCAAAAUCAGGCCUUAGGUAAUGAAAGGGUAGGGAGGUGUGUAUUUUAAUAAACAGAGGUCUGGAAAGAAAACAUCAUGUACUGUACUUUGUAUUGUUUCCAAAUAGAGAUGUUGCAGAUGCAUGGGUAGAUGACUCCCUUUUGAGUUUGAACUACUAUUGCACUUUUAAACAUGUUAGCUUUUGUAGGAAAUAUCACCCUAGGAAAUCCAAAGGAAGGUCUGGGAUUCUUAAAUUGACUACAAAAUGUCGCCAUGGUUCAUUAAGAAACCUAGGUGACAAUUUCUAUCUUUGGCAACUAUAAAUGUUUGUCUCUUAAGGAAUUUUGAAAAUCUAAUGUUUAGAUAUUUAUAAUGUGCACAUCACCAUAGUAUCUAAGUGCCAAGCUAAAAAUUAGUUUGUAACAUCCAUAAUUUAUAUUAUCUACAGCAGGAAUCGGCAACCUUUGGCACGUGGCCCACCAGGGUAAGCACCCUGGUAGGCUGGGCCAGU
This is a messenger RNA of Chelonoidis abingdonii (Abingdon island giant tortoise), 2712 nucleotides long. The record is from RefSeq and is a predicted model, not a curated record. NCBI's taxonomy places the organism in Eukaryota, Metazoa, Chordata, Testudines, Testudinidae.